Molecule: messenger RNA, 1266 nt
Organism: Musca vetustissima
Lineage: Eukaryota; Metazoa; Arthropoda; Insecta; Diptera; Muscidae
Gene: net
Exons: 2
Coding region: 1-1266 (421 amino acids)
Molecular function (GO): DNA-binding transcription factor activity; protein dimerization activity
Source: RefSeq, a predicted model, not a curated record
AUGGCUGCGGAUUUAUCAACCACAACAAACAGCAAACCAACAACAGCAAUACCCUCCUCCUUAACAACAACUUCCUCAACGGAAAAUCUCUAUAUGCAUUUGAAUGCAUCCGAAUUAUCGGCAAUCAUCAUGAAAGGUUCACCCCAUCACUCCAAUGAUCGCGAUGCUGGUUUCUGCUCUGGCAGUUCCGAAGGUGGUGAUGAUUUCUCCAUGGACAAUUUGCGUCUGGCACCCAAUAGUCCAACCCUCAUUGCCGAUAACUCCUCCGAUGAUUCCGUUGAGGUGAAAUGUUCCCCCAUCUCCUUGGUACGCAAUAAACGCAAGAGUUCCGAACCUUCCAAGGUGGUGAGUGAUGUCCCUGAACCCGAAAGAUCUCCAUCAGCCUCUCAGUCCACGGGGCCCCUCAAAAAACGUAUACGUUAUUCCUCGACCACGGAUUCCGGAGUGGUACUGACACCUCCCGCCGCUCCCUUACCAUCACCACCAGCCACAGCUUUAUGGGAUCCUAGUCAAGUGCUACCUCAUGAAUUAAUGCCAAAUCCUGCACAGGUUUUUGUACGUCAUCCCGGUGUUACGACACUGCAUCGUUUGCCCAAGGAAGAGCUCAGUGAUGAAUUGCCGCAGGAACAAGAAGAACCCUUGGCUUUGGUGCUCAAAAAAUCCCCCGAGACCCCAAACGAAGAUGACGAAGAUAUUGUGAUGAAAAAUUCCCUGAAAAAUUUAACACCCAAAAAGAGAUUUGCCGCGAAACGGGAACACUCGGAACAAUCCUCACCCAAACUGCGUUGCAAUGAAAGCAGCAGCAAUGCCAAUGGUGGCAUUACCUUAGUACCCCCACCCGCUUUAUCCCUAACAUCGUCGCAUGAAGAUAGCUCCUCGCUGAAUACCUCAUUGAAUGCCACCUCAAAAAACACUUCCUCAUCGUCGUGCUCCUCAUCGAAACCCCAACAGAGGAAUUACAAAAAUAUGACACGUGAAAGACGUAUUGAGGCGAAUGCCCGAGAGAGAUCUCGCGUCCAUACCAUUUCAGCGGCCUAUGAAACUCUAAGACAAGCUGUACCCUCCUACUCCAAUAAUCAAAAGCUCUCAAAGCUCUCAGUGCUGAGAGUGGCCUGUUCCUAUAUUUUGACCCUGUCACGUAUGGCUGGUUAUGAUUACAGUUCAGAUCAAUCGGAGCCAUCAAUUGCAGAUUGCUUUGAUGCCGUUACGGCCACCAUACAAACAGAGGGGAAGAUACGCAAAAAGAAAGAAGAUGGAGAGAAGUAA